AUGAUACCCUCAAAACCCCUGCCUUACCCAGACUGCUGGAGCGACCCUGACGAAUAUGUCGAGCGGCUCCUGGAGUUCGCGACCACCUCAGAGACCUUCCAGAUUCUAUGCGGAGGCGUCCACAUCCUGGACUUUUUCACGAGCGAGCCGAGUCUCUUCAGCAGCGUCGUGCCGCCAGACUGGCAAGCUUUCAUCCUCCAAUGUGAUUCUAUGAGAUUACUAGACCUCCUCAUGAGAGACGACCUCGAUGCGCUCGAGGAACAGGAACCCAGGCCGCCUGAGAGUCUUCUGGGGUAUAUCAGGGACAUACGGCGGUUUGCGUUGGCUCGCGAGUGUUCUUCAGAUGAGGACAAACUGCCGAAGCUGACGCGCCAGGUCUCGGUUGGCAUGAAGCCGAAGAAGAUCCACGAGGUGAGGAACUUUGCAAGCUACGUGGGCAAACUCAGCGAUGAUAUCGCAGCCGAGUGCCACCAGAAAAUCACGCAUUUCGUUGAUUUCGGCAGCGGCCAAAACUACCUUGGACGGGCUUUGGCCAGUGCGCCGUACAACAAGCAGAUUGUCGCGGUGGAAGGCAGAGAACACAACAUCGCCAGUGCUAAAGAGCUCGACAUGUUUGCCGGCGUAUCUGAGAAACCCAAGAUAAUGCGGAACAAGAAACUCUUUCUGCAGCAACUCGACAGCAUGACUCCUGAGGACAAGUUGGAUCCGAAGGCGCUGAGGAGAGCUGCGAAGGCGCUCAAGAUUUCCGAGGACCAUGUCCCCGAUUUCCGGCCCAGAGCGGACUUCGAACAACCCGUAUACGCCCCUGAGGAGGGCAAAGGCUUCAUACGCUAUGUUACGGGACGAUUAGAGUCUGGCGACCUGGCAGAUGUUGUCGGUCAAUUAGAGGAGAAGUCCUUGAUUGACAACAACCGGGACCAGAAGGAUUUACGUCUCAUGGCCAUCUCGAUCCAUUCAUGCGGUAACCUGUCUCAUCACGGCAUACGCUCGUUGGUAUUGAAUCCACACGUCCGAGCCAUCGCCAUCGUAGGCUGUUGCUAUAACCUCAUGACCGAGAAACUAGGCCCUCCUACCUACAAACAUCCCUACAUGAGACCCAGUCUCCAAGCCAUGAACGGCCGUGUGCUUAGGGAGUCAGCAAAGCGAGACCCUGAAGGGUUCCCCAUGAGUGAACGACUGUGCACCUAUCAAGGCGAUGGUGUUCGUCUGAACAUCACCGCGCAAAUGAUGGCGUGCCAGGCCCCGCAGAACUGGUCAGAGGCCGAGAGCGAUGCCUUCUUCAACCGACAUUACUUCCGCGCCGUGCUGCAGAAGAUCUUCCUCGAUCGGGGGGUCAUCGGGAAGAUCUACCACCACAACGGAGGAGGCGAAGCACCACAAGAAAGCGCCGCCGACGACGGCUCACCGCAGAGUAGUCCGUUCAACACAAGCACCAACCCGGUCAUCAUCGGCUCCCUCCGCAAAGCCUGCUACACCUCGUUCCAGGCCUACGUGAGAGGAGCAAUAACAAAACUGACCACCAACUCCGAGUACCACUCCUACAGCGCCACGAUCCGCGAGAAGAUGGGCAGCAUCACCGACGACGAGAUCACGCGGUACGAGGCCGUCUACGGCCCGCGGAAGCGGGAGAUCAGCGCGGUGUGGAGCCUGAUGGCAUUCAGCGCCGUCGUCGUCGAGUCGCUGAUCGUGACGGACCGGUGGCUAUUCCUCCGGCAGCACUCGGAUCUCGUCAAGCACUGUUGGGCUGAGACGGUCUUUGACUAUCGGGAGAGUCCCCGAAAUCUGGUGGUUGUCGGGAUCAAGCGACCUGAUUGA
Molecule: messenger RNA, 1815 nt
Organism: Anthostomella pinea
Lineage: Eukaryota; Fungi; Ascomycota; Sordariomycetes; Xylariales; Xylariaceae
Source: the annotation of a GenBank genome assembly